AUGAAUAAAGUUGAAAAUUUCACUUCCCAGAGACUUCAACGUGUUAAUUACAAUUUAAAAGUGAAAGGAUUCUUGUUGCAAUAUCUUUGGACAUCUGAGACAAUAAAUUAUUUGUCAUUUGUGAAUUUCAGCAACAUCCGUGAUUCAACAAACAGUCAAGGAUGUGAAAAACAGACAAAGAAUGCACAUCUUAAUAACUUCAUAAACAAGUCAUAA
Messenger RNA from Clunio marinus, 216 nucleotides. The record is from the annotation of a GenBank genome assembly. NCBI's taxonomy places the organism in Eukaryota, Metazoa, Arthropoda, Insecta, Diptera, Chironomidae.